CGCUCUGCCCGCGCUGCGGUUACGCGCUUCUCGGCUGGUUGCGGCGCUCGGGCCUCAGGCUGCACCAUGGACGUGAACCAGCCCAAGCAGGAGCAUCUGCUGGCACUGAAAGGUCCUGUUUCUCACUGAUAUUUGCAGCAUGGGGCAAGGAAAUUCUUGUAAAUAAGAUGUUUGAGACUAGACUUAUGAAUCCUCAUCAAGAGACUGUUCUUGUAAUUAAGAAUAACUGGAUUCCUACUGCACAAGCAUGGAAGUGGUCUUACAUUAUCGACCACAUCAGAGAGAUCUGAUGGAACUGCAGAAAUUUGCAGAAGCAGCAGUGAAGGAGUUUCCCAUUCGUCAGUUACCAAGAUUCACACCCUGGUUUCCAAAUGAUUUGUACAGACUUCCGCUCAAACCAAAAAAGCAACCACCUGUUAUUUCUUCUGAAGAAGUGGAAGAACUGAAACAACUUUCUACACCUUCAGAAUAUAUUGUAGACUCUCCUAAUUAUGACUGCACAAAAAAUCUCCUUGAAUUUCAGUCUGAUGUGAAUCAUGGGCAGACUUUAAUGCACACACAAAAUGGCCAUAGGCAAAUUAACUUGGAGAAUCAAGGAGAACCACCAUCUAAUGGAAAACAGAAAUUGAAAAGGUCUUGGAGUGUCUCUCUCUGUAGCCCUAAGAUUAAAGAAAAGAUUCUUCCUCUAUCUCAAGAACUUCAAAACAAUUUGGAAAGACUUAAGUUGCAUGCAUUUUAUAGAGCAAAGUGGACAAUUGAGCAGUCUAAUUGUAAUAACCAGAACUUGGAGGACAUCUGGAUAAAACUGAAUAGACUUAUCAAGCAGAAUGAAUUGCCGUCUUGCAAUGCUACUAUCCAAAGAUCUUUGGGACAGAUAUGGAUUUUCUGUGAUAUACUAUACUGUGAAUAUGUUAGAAGUAUUCUUAGAGAAAAGCUAAGCCUUACAGAUAAAAUGAAUUUAGUUGUACAUAAAUUUGGAAUUAUAUUUAGUUUAUAACUGUAAGUUUUGUAACAGUAUUGUCUGAAGUAGUUUUUAGGUGGCUUAGUUUUUAAGGAGCUUGAAAUGUACAAACCUCAGAAUAGCUGAUGAAUUAAUGAGGAGAAGAUGACUUUGUUACUUUAGUAUGGUUUUCAAGCUGCAGUAAUGUAUUUAAGUCUAUUGUGUUGGGAAAAUCAUGAAUGGGUCAAUGAGGAUUAGUACAUAUGUUUGCUGUAGUACCUUUUUUAUUUCUUCUUGUCAUCCCUUGUCUAAAGGAGAAAAAAAAAAACAAACCCAAAACUUCCGCACUUAAAUUCUUCAGAAAAUUCCCUUUGGAAUUUUACUUGCUUUUCUUCAUAUGAUAAUGUUUGAAUAAUAGUAUUUUAUUGUAGACGUUGCAUGCCUUUUUGUAGUUCAAAAUGAAGGAUAUUGCUCAAUUUGGAAUGUUGACAUGUAUUUUUAAACUUUAACUGAAGGCUGAAUGAUUUGUGCUAAAAUCUGGUGCAUGUGUGAGAUUUAAUAUUACUGCUUAGCAAAACUAAUAUGACAUGCUAGCCGAAGUAACUAGCAGUUGCUAUUGUAAGGCUUUUGUAGCCAACUUACACAAAUGAAAUUACUUUUUUAUGUUAAAGAUAAUAGUAAUGAAGUUACUUUGUGGUAUCAGAAUUUUUAGAGAUACAGUGGAGUCCGAUACAGAAGUGUUGUGUUUGUAUCUAGAAUCUGAGAAGAAAAGCAAGAGAUAAUCUGUAAUCCUACAAAGACAGAAUACUUUAGUAGUCCCAUUAAAUGUAAUAAUCUACAUGUCUUAA
Coturnix japonica (Japanese quail) is the source of this 1788-nucleotide messenger RNA. The record is from RefSeq and is a predicted model, not a curated record. Lineage: Eukaryota; Metazoa; Chordata; Aves; Galliformes; Phasianidae.